AAUUUCGGAACGGCAUUACAGUACUAGCGAUGAGUUACGGAACACAGCCUGAGUUUGUAUCACUAGUUUCCAGGGAUUUCGAUUAGUUUCGAUGAUUCCAUGAAAAAAGCCGGAAUAAUUAUUCUCAGGUUUUUUCUUUGAUAAUAUUGAUACUUUUCAAUUAUCUUCGGGUCCCUCAAGUCCCUUUGAGAGUCUCGAAAAUUUACCCAGGCUUGAUAACUUUAGCAGAAUCUUGUUGGUGAUCCAAUAUAUCGGAACGUAGCCUAUCGUCGAUGGUUAAUGCCACGUAUAUCCGGUGGACCAACACGUUUCGCGCGAUAUAGUAAUUCGAUCGUUAAUUUACAGUGGUCGCUGAUGUAUUAAUCGAGUGUUUUUGAUUAUGUUGAACUUUUGCACAGCAUAUUGAAGCUCCAGUCCACAAUGAAGUACAAGCUUUACGUCGCGUUACUAGUUUUUUCUUUUCUAAGCUAUGUCGCCUGUCAAUACAGAACGAAAAAUAAUCAAGGUACUUCGUUGGCGGAACGUGUACAACAAUUAACAGAAAUGGCCAUGAAAAAAUCGGUAUUGAAAUUCAACGGAUCAAAAUUUAAACAAUACAUUAAAGCUCCUCCGAGAAAUUAUUCUGUUAUAGUUAUGUUUACUGCUAUGGCACCUCAGAGACAAUGCCAAAUUUGCCGACAUGCCAAUGAUGAAUUUACAAUAGUGGCGAACUCCUUCCGAUAUUCUCCAUUAUAUUCCAACAAGUUAUUCUUUGUCUCUAUUGACUUUGACGAAGGAUCAGAUGUUUUUCGAUUGAUGAAGUUAAAUACUGCACCAGUAUAUAUGCAUUUUCCACCCAAAGGAAAGCCAAAAGCUGCUGAUACUAUGGAUAUCCAGCGAGUAGGAUUUGGUGCUGAGGCAAUAGCAAAAUGGAUUGGCGAACGCGCAGAUAUUCAGAUUAGAGUAUUUAGACCACCAAAUUAUUCUGGUACAGUGGGAUUAGGAAUGCUUGUGGUAAUUAUAGGAGGUGGCCUGUAUCUCAGGCGUAAUAAUUUAGACUUUAUUUAUAACAAAAAGCUGUGGGGAUUUUGUGCUUUGUUUUUCACCAUAAAUAUGACCUCUGGACAAAUGUGGAACCAUAUCAGAGGACCACCUUUUGUCCAUAAAUCACCAAAUGGCAAUACAGCUUUCAUUCAUGGAUCUUCUCAAGGGCAAUUUAUAAUGGAAACCUAUAUUGUUAUGGUUAUUAAUGGAGCAGUGGUA
Messenger RNA from Pogonomyrmex barbatus (red harvester ant), 1242 nucleotides. Its product is annotated as oligosaccharide transferase gamma subunit. Gene Ontology annotation, cellular component: oligosaccharyltransferase complex. The record is from RefSeq and is a predicted model, not a curated record. NCBI's taxonomy places the organism in Eukaryota, Metazoa, Arthropoda, Insecta, Hymenoptera, Formicidae.